AUGCAUUAUGGUGCAUAUGCAUUCUCAGCAAACGGAAAGCGUACAAUAGUUCCAAGAAGGGCAGGUUCUCAUAAAAUGGGGCAGAGAAUUGCUUUUAGUGAAAUAGAUCUUCGAAAAAUUAACAAAUUAUAUCAGUGUGACAUGCUCAAUACUCGUCGGAAUAGCCUUAAUACAGUUUCCAGUAAUAGGCCAUUAGCGCAGAAGCCUUCAACAAAUAUACGAGGAUUUUGGGUGCCAAAGUGGCGAAGAGGAGGAAGAUGAAAUUUUAAAAGAAGAUA
Messenger RNA from Meloidogyne enterolobii, 278 nucleotides. Lineage: Eukaryota; Metazoa; Nematoda; Chromadorea; Rhabditida; Meloidogynidae. The record is from the annotation of a GenBank genome assembly.